AUGCUUCAAAGUCCUGAUCGUCACCUCGACGGCCAGACACCUCGCGUGAGCCACGGAGAGGAUGAAAAGUCGUCUGUUCGUCCUAGCAGCAGACAUUCCUACGCAUUGACGCCUGUUGCUUCCCGUCCAAGCCAGGAUCGACCGUCGUUUCAUCACACUAUCUCGCGUACCUCCCAUGUCGACGGUCAUGGGUAUUUUAGCGACGAUGGACGUAAUGCCAGCCAGGAUGGCGAGCGACCGGUGAACAUCGAGGAGAAGGACCUCUUCGAAGUUGGCUGGGACGGCCCUGAUGAUCCCAUGGAUCCCAAGAAUAUGAAAGUGUUCAGGAAGUGGAUGAUUGUGAUCAUUAAUGCUGCUGGAGCCUUGUGUGUCACUUGCACAUCCUCCCUGUACACGGUCACCUAUGAUCAAAUGGACGCAGAGUUUGGAAACUCCCGCAUCGUCGCCACGCUGGGUCUAACGUUGUUCAUCAGUGGUCUAGGGCUCUCACCUAUGAUUCUAGGCCCCUUGUCGGAAUUCUACGGUCGUCGACCUAUCUAUAUAUAUGCCUACGUCUUCUUCGUCAUCUGGCUCGUUCCUUGCGCUGUUGCCAGAAACAUCCAGACCAUGUUGGUGGCUCGCUUUCUGGAUGGCUUCUCGGGGAGUGCUUUUCUGUCCGUCGCAGGAGGCACCGUGGGUGACAUGUUCAGCCGCGACAAGCUCCAGGCCCCGAUGAUGAUAUACACAGCAGCUCCGAUGAUAGGGCCUAGCUUGGGACCCAUCCUUGGCGGCUUGAUCAACUACAACGCGUCGUGGAGAUGGUCGUUCUAUGUUCUACUCAUGUGGGCUGGAGUUAUGCUCAUAACAAUCACAGCAUUCGUUCCCGAGACCUAUAUGCCAGUGUUGCUUCGCAAGAAGGCCCGACAGAAACGGAAAGAGACCGGCGACGAGCGAUGGAAGGCACCGAUUGAGAUUUACGAAAAGUCUUUGUUCUGGACUGUGGUCAGAUCGUUGUAUCGGCCGUUCUUGCUCCUCUUCAUGGAGCCCAUGUGCUCCAAUUUGUGUCUCCUAUCGUCUAUUCUGCUGGGCAUCCUGUAUCUGUUCUUCGGGGCUUUUCCAUUGGUCUUUGGAGACGUGUAUGGCUUCAACCUCUGGCAGGUCGGCCUCUCUUUCUUGGGCCUCAUGAUCGGCAUGAUACUCGCUAUUUGUUCCGAUCCGAUAUGGCAAUGGAAUUAUCUUCGCCUUCUACGAAACGCAGAGACAAGAACCGGUGAGCGCAAGUCAGAGCCAGAAUAUCGACUACCACCGUCUAUCUUCGGGCCCUGGAUAUGCACCGUGGGACUCUUCUGGUUUGGCUGGUCCUGUUAUGCUCGCGUCCAUUGGAUUGUUCCAAUCAUCGGCACUGGCUUUUUCGGAUUUGGGACCGUCUUGACCUUUUCUGGCGUAUUUACGUUCCUGGUCGAGGCAUACCCCCUGUACGCAGCAAGUGCUUUGUCCGCCAAUUCCUUUGCCCGAAGCUCCUUUGGGGCGGCCUUUCCGCUGUUUGGACGACAAAUGUACAAAAGAUUAAACUAUCACUGGGCUACCUCGCUAUUGGGAUUUCUUUGCUUAGCCCUGUCACCCUUUCCAUAUCUCUUCUUCAUCUGGGGAAAGAAAUUACGGCAAAGAAGCAAGUAUGCCCACCUGUCGGCCUGA
This is a messenger RNA of Exophiala spinifera, 1674 nucleotides long. RefSeq lists its product as uncharacterized. The record is from RefSeq and is a predicted model, not a curated record. Gene Ontology annotation, biological process: transmembrane transport. Gene Ontology annotation, molecular function: transmembrane transporter activity. Bases 1 to 1674 code for a protein of 557 amino acids. The transcript is spliced from 2 exons. NCBI's taxonomy places the organism in Eukaryota, Fungi, Ascomycota, Eurotiomycetes, Chaetothyriales, Herpotrichiellaceae. Gene Ontology annotation, cellular component: membrane.